Lactuca virosa is the source of this 1754-nucleotide messenger RNA. The record is from the annotation of a GenBank genome assembly. Lineage: Eukaryota; Viridiplantae; Streptophyta; Magnoliopsida; Asterales; Asteraceae.
UAGAAAAGUUAGCAAUCUUUCUUUCUCCCUUUUGUAACAGUAAUACCACGGAUAAUAAGGUCUCUGAGUUUAGAAAGUUAGCAGAUGGAGACACCUGAACCACUCCAGAUACUUGGGAGAAACGAUAUAAAACGAAACACAUCCAUCUCCAUUCAUAAAUUUCUUAUCUUUUAGCAACAUGACGCUUACAACGCCCCUUGUUGACAACAGAAGCGAAAGGGAGAGAGCAAUCGACGAAUGGCUUCCGGUUACCUCCUCCCGGAACGCCAAAUGGUGGUACUCCGCCUUCCACAACGUCACCGCCAUGGUCGGAGCUGGUGUUCUCAGUCUCCCUUACGCCAUGUCACAACUCGGCUGGGGUCCUGGAGUAUCAGUACUGGUAAUCUCAUGGGUCGUAACUCUCUACACGCUCUGGCAAAUGGUUGAGAUGCACGAAAUGGUUCCCGGAAAACGAUUCGACAGAUACCAUGAGCUCGGGCAGCAUGCUUUUGGGGAAAAACUCGGUCUAUACAUCGUCGUUCCACAGCAGCUCAUCGUUGAAGUCGGUGUCAACAUCGUGUACAUGGUGACCGGAGGGACAUCAUUGAAAAAAUUCCACGAUCUGGUAUGUAACGACAGCUGCAAAGACAUCAGACUCUCUUACUUCAUCAUGAUCUUCGCUUCUGUCCACUUCGUCCUCUCUCAUCUCCCCAAUUUCAAUUCCAUAUCUGGAGUUUCACUCGCUGCAGCAGUCAUGUCGCUGAGUUACUCCAUUAUUGCGUGGUCGGCGUCUUUGGCAAAGGGUGUACAGCCGAACGUACAGUAUGGAUACAAAUCGAGUACAACAGCAGGGAAGGUUUUCAGUUUUUUUAGCGCAUUGGGUGAUGUUGCUUUUGCAUAUGCUGGGCAUAACGUGGUGUUAGAGAUUCAAGCAACGAUUCCUUCAACACCUGAGAAGCCUUCAAAGGGUCCCAUGUGGAAAGGGGUGAUUGUUGCUUAUAUCGUUGUGGCUGUUUGUUAUUUUCCGGUGGCCAUUAUUGGGUAUUGGGUGUUUGGAAACGAGGUCUCCGAUAAUAUUCUCAUCAGUUUGGAGAAGCCUACGUGGCUCAUAGCCAUGGCUAAUUUGUUCGUUGUUAUUCAUGUUAUCGGAAGCUAUCAGAUUUAUGCAAUGCCAGAAUCUGUAUGUUGCAUUAACAAUGUUCAUUGGGAUUUUGCUUCCCUUUCUUCGGUGGACUUUUGGGAUUCUUUGGUGGAUUUGCAUUUGCCCCAACAACAUAUUUUUUACCUUGCAUCAUGUGGCUUACAAUCUAUAAACCAAACAAGUGGAGCCUAUCUUGGAUUGCCAACUGGGUGUGUAUCAUACUCGGGGUUGCCUUGAUGAUUGUAUCACCUAUUGGAGGGUUAAGGCAGAUCAUUAUUGAAGCCAAAGAUUAUGAAUUCUUCUCUUAAAAGAAUUAAAGAGGCUAGCAUAGCAGAUUGAGUCAUAUUUAAAAGAAGCUCUUGAUGGUAUAUGGAAUAAGGAGCAAUUGUUUGAUUUGAUGGUGUUAUAAAUUAUUUUUAUAUGUAUAUGUGUUAAAAGUAUUAUGAGUUGAAAGAUUGUUUAGAAGGGAAAGUGGCCAUGGAAUCAGUCAAGGAAUUUACUUGCAAGAUGUUUCAACCCUUCCCUUGAUACAUUUAUUAUACCCACAUUGUGUAUGCAUAUCUGUAUAUGUAUUUCCACUGUAAAAUUAUAAAGAUAUUCAUGUGAAUUCAAUUCAAUUUGCUAUUUUUUUUUU